Scylla paramamosain (green mud crab) is the source of this 5785-nucleotide messenger RNA. Its product is annotated as zonadhesin-like. Gene Ontology annotation, molecular function: chitin binding. Bases 511 to 3744 code for a protein of 1077 amino acids. NCBI's taxonomy places the organism in Eukaryota, Metazoa, Arthropoda, Malacostraca, Decapoda, Portunidae. The record is from RefSeq and is a predicted model, not a curated record. Gene Ontology annotation, cellular component: extracellular region. The transcript is spliced from 9 exons.
GAGCCCCAGUGGAAGAUCUGUGUGGCCACAUAAAGCACAGGGGAGCGGGAGUAUUGUUCUCAGAGCGUGUUGUUGUAGCUCAGGCCACGCGGUGCGGCACGAGGCAGCGUUUAGCGGCAGCGACCUCAUUGUGCUUUACAUAAAGAAAAAAAUACUGAUAUGUUUAACUGGUGAAACACAGGAUUAUAACAAAACUUUAAAUGGACAGUAUAGAGAACAAGUUUGUCUUUACCUCAGCGGCACCGUGGUGCGAAAAAACAAAACAAGUACAGGUCGAGGGGCCAGGGCCAGUUCCGGGAGCGGCACCGGCCAGCCCGCGGUCCUCCUGGUGUUGGCGGCCACACCACGGCCCCGCUCAUCUCGCCAGCGACAACGUAAAAGGAAGAUAGACAGUGAGAAAGCGAAGGAGAAAGGAACAAGAGUCGGCCAGUCGAGAAAGUCUGAGAGACUUUCUUGAACAGAAAGUAGAACAGAGGCUUGCCGCACCCUCUUCGACAUUGCCAAGACACUAUGCUAGCUGGGACCCUUUUGCUGUCGACUGUCGCCUUCCAUCUAGCCGCUGGCGUCGGCGAGUCGGUCAGACAAUAUCACUUGUAUCUACAGGAGGCGCUACAGAUCAGCCACCCUGCCUCUCACUCCUCAACAGUAGCGGCGCUUCGGCGAUUCAAGAGUUUCUCGUGCACGACACGCAGGGACGGAGUGUAUCCAGAGCUCGCCUCCAGCUGUUCCUAUUACUACAGGUGCCUGGAUGGGGCAGUGUUCUCGUACGUGUGUCCCCCCGGGCAAGCCUUCCACUACCCCAGCGAGGAAUGCCGCCCCGCCGGGGAGGUGACCUGCCCGCACCUGCCCCCCGCCUCCCCGCCUUGCAUCAACCAGAGUGACGGCUACUACCCGGACUACAGGCAAGACUGCAAAAGCUACUACAGAUGCACCAACAGUUCCCUGAGUGGGCGGUGGCAGUGCGGGGGCGAUGGGGUGUGGGAUUCCUCAACAGGAUCCUGCGGGACGGGAUCUCUGUUGGUGUGUUCUCCUCCCUCUUGCUGGGGACUCCCUGACGGCCCGCACCCCGCGCCAGGAUCCUCGUGCACUGCCUACUUCACUUGUGCCGGCGGCGUCAGGACGGACCACGUGUGUCCCUACAACUCCAUAUUCGACUACACUCUCAAGCGAUGUGUAGCGGGGAAGUCUUCCGUGUGCUACGAGCAGGCGUGCGAGGGCAGAGUGAACGGGCUGCACGCUGUCCCUCACGCUCCCUGCAACUCCUUCUUCCGGUGUUUCAAUGGCGCCCUCGUCAAGGUGGAGGAGUGUCCCAAGCAUCAGAUCUUUGACGGGCGUCGCUGUGUCUCUGAGAGGAAUUUUUCGUGUUGGGGAGAAGGUCGCGGGUCAUGUGAGGGUAAGGAUGACGGCUUCCAUGUCUCACCCGACACUGACUGCCGAGCCUUCUUCCUCUGCCACCACCAGCAAUUCAUUCGGGCAUAUAAGUGCUCUCCGGGACUAAUGUUCAACGGCAAAGAAUGCGUCGAUGGCCGAAAUUCAAUAUGCAACGCCGGGUCGCCCCUUCCGGACUGUUCUUCGAAAAUCGAUGGCUAUUACACCAUGGAAAAAUCCGAAUGUAAGACAUUUUUCUAUUGCCAAGGCGGGAGCAAGAUGAGUGAGCACACGUGUCCCGGGAACAACGUAUUCAACGGGGAGCACUGCGUGGAUUCUGUGUUGUUCCGCUGCCCGUCACACCAGGAGCUGCAACACGCUAGGAACUUUACAAACAGUGUCGUCAGGACUCGUCGUUCAUCUGAUACCAGUUGUGAUUCCCAUGAGAAUGGUUUCCAUCUGGACGAGGCUUCACAGUGUAAAAGUUUCUUUCAUUGCCAAAAUGGUCAGAAAGAUUCAUCUGGCACCUGCCCUCAGCAGCAAGUGUUUAAUGGCGUCCGCUGCGUGCCUGAGGAGGAGUACAGCUGCCCUGUGACGUCCGAUGCUGCUGAGUGUGCUGUGCGAGAAGACGGAGUUUAUCAGGACACGGGGGAUGGCUGCAGGUCCUUCUUUCACUGUCUCUCUGGAGUAAAGACUUUAUUCAGGUGCCCGGAGGGAGAGCUUCACGAUGGGCAAGCCUGCCGGGUGGCCUCAGAGGUCUUCUGUCCACCAUCCUCGCUUUGUUAUCUUCGUGAUGACGGAGACUUUGUUGAUGCAAGUCGAGGAUGUCGCGGCUAUUUCUCCUGUAGGAGCGGCACACUGAUCAAAUACACCUCGUGUGGUCAGGGAAUGCUGCAUGAUGGACGCACGUGUGUCUCUACGUUACACCACUCCUGCCCGACUGCCACCUCCACUAUCUGUUUAUCUCAGCCUGACGGAAUGUAUCCCGAUCCAACAACAGGAUGCGGCCGGUGUUUUAAGUGCAGUGGGGGCAAGAUGGCUGCGUCCCUGCAGUGUCCUCCUGAAGUGGUGGAAGAGUGGCAGGCCUGCUCGAAGGACGCCGCCACCUCGCUGAUUGCUGGAGCAGGGCGGUGCAGGGGUGGACAGGAAGGCUUCAUUCAGGACCUGGCCUCCGGGUGUUCCAGGUACUACCACUGCUCCGGAGGCAAGCUGUUCCCCCGCCAGUGUCCCGAGGGCCGUGUGUUUGAUGGAGUGGCGUGCGUCCCCUUCAGCCAGUACAAGUGUCCGCCGACUGCCGCGGUGUCUGACGCAGAGUGCAGGGAGGGAGACGGUCAUCACGCCCAUCUCAGCAGUGGGUGCCGUACAUUCCACGUCUGCCAGUCUGGCCGUCGUGUCAAUCACGCGUGCCCCGUCGAGCAAGUCUUCAAUGGCGUCCAGUGUGUCCCUGCCAGUCAGUUCACAUGUCCCGCCGUGUCAUUUUGCGAGGGCAGAGGUAAUGGAUGGUACCAAGAUUUCUCAUCCAGCUGCAGGAAUUUUUUUUAUUGUUACAAUGGAUACCAGCAUGAACUCACUUGUCCCAGUGAACAAAUAUUCGAUGGCCAUACUUGUGUCCCAUCGUUCACUUACAACUGUCCAAAUGCAGCAAGGGACAACGACUGCCUCGGAAAGAAGACAGGUUUUUAUCCUGAUAUUGACUCAUCGUGCCAUAAGUACUUUGCUUGUAAGAAUGGAAUAAAGGUACAGACUUUAAGGUGUCCCAAGAAACACGUGUUUAAUGGUGAGGUCUGCGUGCCAUCCGCCAUGGCCUCCUGCCUCCCGUCCCAGGCACCGUUCACCCCCCACCUCAUUGCCACGGUCAUCUCUGCUGCACUUACUCAGAAAAACAUGGUAUCGAGGUCCUCCGUUCCAAUGAAAGACCUGAAAGAUACAUCGGCUUUGCAACACUUAGAAAGAAAAACAAAGGACAACAUGGAGGGUCUUCACAGUGCGGGAAUUAAAAAAGAAUGGUUAUCAAAAAUGUGCGCUGACCUUCCCAACGGAAGUUACGCUGAGGUUCAUUCCCGUUGUAAUAGUUUCCUAGAGUGUGGUGACCGUCCAAGAAGGUCCCAGUGCCCCACUGCGUUGGUGUUCAAUCCCAUCAACAACGCCUGUGAAUCCCCAGACAAAUACACCUGCCUGACCACCAAUCCUUGCCAGUCUCUCAGUGACGGAAUUCACGCAGAUGUGCAGAGCCAGUGUCGCAUUUUCUUCACCUGCCUUGCAAAGAAAGUAAGUCUCAUAUCAUCCUGCCCUGAGGGCCAAGCAUUCAGUCUGGCUGCCGGCAGGUGUCAGUCGGAAGGAGUGUCGUGUGGCGGGACUGACGCCAUUCUAGUAUAGUCUUACGUCCCCCGCUGUACAAUUCUCACUCCCACGUAUGGUUAGUUUUAUAUCCCCUCAGGUUUCCCCAUUUAUAAAAGUGCAUUUCUUUUUUUAGUUGGGCGUUAGUUAUAAUAGAGUUAGUUUAAAGUAAGUAAAUUGUCUAGGCUUUUUAGCCAGUGUUCUGGAGAAGGCGAGGCGCGGCGGUGAUGAGGGCGUGGGACAAUUCCCGGCCCCCUGACGUCACCCGCCGCCCCGCACUAACCAGAGUGAUAGAAGGUUUGUAUAGUACAAGCUGAACGAGUAGGCAGUUUUCUGCCAGGCUGGAGUUGUAUAUGUAAUUAUUAUUACUACUUGUACUUUCUGUGAAAGACUUGUGAAUCUUAUUCAGUGUUAAAGUCAGAUAGAUAUAUUUUUUUUGGACUCGUUGAUGUUCGCAAUCAUUAUGUUUUUGCAUGUUUAGUGUACAUCAGAAUUCAUUUUGUGAUAUUUAUUUUCCUGACGUGUUUAAAUGUAGUGUGCAGGGUAUAGGUGACAGUGUGUGGUGUACACAAGGGCCGCCGCCCUGUCCCGCAUCGCUUUGUGGUUGCUUGGGUGUGCUGCUCACCACACACGCGUCACGGCACCCAGGAAUUGGUGAAGGCUGGUUGGCGGUCUUUACAUUGUCUCAAUUGUAUUUACAUUGUCUCAAUUGUAUGUGAUGUCUAAAUUUUGUAGAAGGCAGCUGAACAACCUCACUGAGUCUGAGAAUCUCAUGGGCUCAUUGUAACUAAAUUACACGGAAAAUAUUGCAAGUUUGCAUGACUACUAAGAUUUUACUUUCAGUGGUAUUGUGUUCUUGAACAUUGAGAGGUGAUGUAUCUUUACGUUUACUUUCAGUGGAAAACCCUACUGUCACUUUUACCGAUUGAGAAAAUUAUUGAUUUCAAUGUGAAGACUUUCAGCAACUUGGUAUGAAUCCUGGUGAUCCUCACAGUGAGCCUCGAGCCACACCGCCUUGGUCACGGCAGUACAAGAUGCCGGUCAGCCGCGAGCAGCGCCCCUUCACUCGUGAUCCUCCUGUAGCUCGACGUGACUGAUGGCAUCACAACAUUGGAAGUUAGUUAGGCUUACAAACGUGUCCCACUAACGAGUACACUUCAAGGAAAACUCAUUGCCAUUUUGUUUGGCUUUCGUUCUUUGCAGUUUCGAAAAUUUCACUCCUGAUAUUAAUGGAUUUCGAAACACCAUAAAAUAGGCACUUUUUGUUUUCACGUAGCCCCAAUUUCAAUUUCAAGACCCUUAUGGGUAUUUGUGUGUGUGUGUGUGUGUGUGUGUGUGUGUGUGUGUGAUAUAUAUAUAUAUAUAUAUAUAUAUAUAUAUAUAUAUAUAUAUAUAUAUAUAUAUAUAUAUAUAUAUAUAUAUAUAUAUAUAUAUAUAUAUAUAUAUAUAUAUAUAUAUAUAUAUAUAUAUAUAUAUAUAUACAUAUAUAUACUUAUAAUUAUCAUUAUCAUUUAUCAAGCGUGGAUUCGUCUCCUUGGAAGAAAAGAAAAGAAAGGUGUGUGUGAAGCGAGAGCAUUUCAGUGUACAACUAGAGGUUGUGAUGCUGAUGUCUGCAUUCGUUUUGAAUGCAUCGCUUAGCUAACAUAAGCACUGAAAUGUUCCACCUCUCAAAACAAAUAUUCUAGUUUUACUCUGGUUGUCAUGAUAACUUAUGUCUGAGGGGGACGUUACACUGUAAAAUAUUACAACAGUGGAUAAGAAGUGAAGCGAAAAAGAAGGUACAGAACUGGUGAUACACGGAGUUGUGAUCAAUUGUUUUUUGAGGCGCCGCACAGUAUCCCUGACAUCCUUGAGUGCACGAGCAACUACUGGGCCCGUGAUGCUUGAGUCCCCAGGGAGCACAGCCCAGCAGUCUUCGCAGUCCACAGCACCACUUGGUCUCCGGCAAGCGUGCCAACUUACUGGUGACGUGCCUUAAGAAACAGAGAAGCGCCAGUUAAGUUCUUAUGACUUUCGCUGUGAAUAAUAAAUCAUGUGAAAUAUUGUUUGUAACUGCCAUUAAACAUAAAUGUUCAUAAAA